Messenger RNA from Coregonus clupeaformis (lake whitefish), 26091 nucleotides. RefSeq names its product microtubule-actin cross-linking factor 1-like. NCBI's taxonomy places the organism in Eukaryota, Metazoa, Chordata, Actinopteri, Salmoniformes, Salmonidae. Bases 631 to 24222 code for a protein of 7863 amino acids. The transcript is spliced from 102 exons. Gene Ontology annotation, cellular component: membrane; keratin filament; cytoplasm. The record is from RefSeq and is a predicted model, not a curated record. Gene Ontology annotation, biological process: regulation of microtubule-based process; wound healing; regulation of focal adhesion assembly. Gene Ontology annotation, molecular function: cadherin binding; calcium ion binding; keratin filament binding.
UAAAUCGGUUUCAUUGAAUAAAGACAUCGACAAAAGGGGAUAUACGAACCGGCGUCCAGAUACUAUUUCAGUGGAGCCUCUCUUCUGAUUUCGGAAUGAGCCAGCCCACUACGACCCCCACUUGCCUUUACGCAGACACGCUUCAGGGGCGCGCUCACGCACACACAUAAAAAACAUUCGCCGGGUAGGAAGGUAGCUGAAGGGGUUGAGUUCAAAGAACACGGCGAACGAUGCUCCUGCGGCUUGGCGGACACAUUGGACAAUAAUGGGUCGAUAUAUUCAAUUAAAUAUCGGUAGAAUAUAACAUUCACAUAGACAGACAUUUAUUUUAUAUAGGAUAAAACCAAGGUUGGAGCUUUCUGUUGGCUAUUUUUUCACACAUAUUGCAUGCAAACUAUGGAUGACUAGACUUGUCAAGUGAGCCGCUUCACUUUUGCUUCAACCAAUGAAUUGGCCUCGCGAAUCGCAACAUUCAUAAGCAAACACCGGAGAGGAGCAGCACAUCCACCGUGGCUUUCAAGGCAAAACGGAUUUGACAGCUGUGUUGGCGAGGAGAGGACCCGGAUCCACCGUCCUGGAUUACUGCUGGAGUGGGCCAUUAGGCUGCUGGCCACCGGUAACAGAGGCACCAUGGCCGGCUUCAUCCCGGGUUUACUGCCGACCAACCAUUCCCAGGAAAAGGAAUUCGCACAGGCGUACGAAGAUGUUCUGGAGAGAUACAAAGAUGAGCGAGACAGGGUGCAGAAGAAAACCUUCAUGAAAUGGGUGAACAAACAUCUCAUCAAGGUGAGGAAGCACAUCACAGACCUGUACGAGGACCUGAGAGAUGGACACAACUUGAUCUCCCUCCUGGAGGUCCUCUCUGGAGUCACCCUGCCCAGGGAAAAGGGUCGCAUGCGAUUCCACCGGCUCCAGAAUGUCCAAAUCGCCCUGGACUUCCUCAAACAGAGACAGGUCAAACUGGUGAACAUCCGGAACGAUGACAUCACAGACGGCAACCCCAAGCUGACACUGGGCCUCAUCUGGACCAUCAUCCUGCACUUCCAGAUCUCAGAGAUCUAUGUGAGUGGUGAGUCAGGGGACCUGACGGCUAAGGAGAAGCUGUUGUUAUGGAGCCAGCAGGCCACAGAGGGUUGGCCUGGCCUCCGCUGUACCAACUUCUCCUCCUCCUGGAGCGACGGACGCAUGUUCAACGCCCUGCUCCACCGAUUCAGGCCAGACCUGAUUGACAUGGAGGUGGUGGCGCAGCAGAGUAACCUUGACAACCUGGAGCAGGCCUUUGAGAUCGCCGAGUCACUAGGGGUGACCAGACUUCUGGACGCUGAAGAUGUGGACGUUCCAUCUCCAGAUGAGAAGUCGGUCAUCACAUACGUCUCCUCCAUCUACGAUGCCUUCCCCAAGAUCCCAGAGGGAGCAGAGGGCAUCGCAGCACAUGAGGUGGACCACCGCUGGGCAGAGUACCGGUCUCGUUUCUCCACGCUGCUCCAGUGGAGCCGGCAGCACACGGCCCUCAUGGCCAACAAGAACUUCCCACUGAGCCCUGUGGAGCUCAAGGCACUUUACAAUGAGUACGUCCAUUUCAAAGAGACAGAGAUCCCUGCCAAGGAGAUGGAGAAGAGUCACAUAGAACACCUCUACAAACUGCUGGAGGUAUGGAUGGAGUUUGGGCGCAUCAAGCUGCCCCAGGGCCUGCACCCCAACGACCUAGAAGAAGAGUGGGGAAAACUGAUCCUGGAGAUGCUGGAGAGAGAGAAGGCCCUGCGGCCCGCUGUGGAGAGACUGGAGUUAUUGCUGCAGAUGGCCAAUAAGAUCCAGAACAUGGCCCUGGAUUGUGAGGAGAAACUCACCCUGGCCAAGAACACACUACAGGCCGACAUGUCCCUGGUGGAGAGUGGCGAGGCGGUGCGUUGUGAGAGGGAGCUGGGGGUGUACCUGCAGGACUGUGAGGCUCUGAUCAGACAGCUCAACCUGGACCUCAACAUCCUCAGAGACGAGAAGUACUACCAGGUGGAGCAGCUCGCCUUCAGAGUGUCCUGUCUACAAGAGGAGCUGGUCUCUCUCCGGCUCCAGUGCUCCAGCGUCUACAAGAAGGGCCACUUCUCCCCAGUGACGGGGGGAGACCGUACGGCCCCACGGGGGAGCGACAGUGGUCUCUCCCUGUCCACGGGGUCCCAGACCCUGCUGGGGGCAGUAUUGCUCAGGAGACCCAUGUCCCGCUCUCAGCUGGUGGCCAUGUCAUCCUCGGAGGACGAAGGAAGUCUCCGGUUCAUCUAUGAGCUCCUGGGAUGGGUGGAGGAGACACAGGAGGUGCUGGAGCGUGCCGAGUGGGGGGCAGACCUGCCCUCUGUAGAGCAGAACCUCCAGGACCACCACAACAUCCACACUGCCGCGGAGGAACUACUGCACAGCCUGAAGGAGGCCCGCAACUACGAGACGAAAGUCUCUCCUAACUUCAGGAGCAGUUAUUCUGACACUCUGGCCAAGCUAGAGCAUCAAUACUGCAAACUGCUGGAACACUCGUCAUGGCGUCUACGCUGCCUGGAGAGCCUGCAUGCGUUUGUGUGUCACUGUACAGAGGAGCUGAUCUGGCUCAACGAGCGAGAAGAGGAGGAACUGGCCUACGACUGGAGUCAAAACAAUACAAAUGUCAAUGCCAAGAGAGAACUAUACGCCGAAAUGAGGUCAGAGCUGGAGGAGAAACAGGAAGUGAUGCACUCGCUGCAGGAAACAGCCGAUCGGCUCUGUCAGGAGAACCACCCGGCCAAACAGACAGUGGAGGCGUACAGUGCAGCGCUGCAGACCCAGUGGCAGUGGGUGCGCCAGCUGUGUGUGUGUGUGGAGCAGCACCUCAAAGACAAUACUGUCUACUUCCAGUUUGUGAGUGACGCACGGGACUGCGAGACGUACCUGCGUCAGCUACAGGACACCAUAAAGAGACAGUACACCUGUGACAAGAACAGCAGGCUGGGCAAGCUGGAGGACCUGCUACAAGACUCUAUGGAGGAGAAGGAGCAGCUGAUUGAGUACCGCAGCUCGGUGGCCAGCCUGGUGGGCCGUGCCAAGACGGUGGUGCAGCUCCGCCCCCGCAGCGCUGAGAGCACCCUGGGAAGCACCACGCCCAUCCGCGCCAUCUGUGACUACCGGCAGAUAGAGGCUACCGUUCAGAUCACCAUCAGCCGAGGUGAGGAGUGUGUGUUGGAGGACAACUCUCAGAGGACAAAAUGGAAGGUGAUCAGCCCCAGUGGGAACGAGGCUAUGGUGCCGUCAGUCUGCUUCACCGUGCCACCGCCCAACCAGGAGGCCAUGGACACCGCCAGCAGGAUGGAGCAGAUGUACCAGAACGUGAUGUCUCUAUGGCACCAGCUACACGUCAACAUGAAGAGUGUGGUCUGCUGGCACUACCUGCAGAAAGACAUCAGGACCGUCUCCUCCUGGAGCCUAGACACGGUGCGUUCUCAGCCCCCUGUGGAGAGGGACCAGGCUCUGGACCACUUGGAGGCCCACCUGGCUGACUUCCUCUCUGACAGCAAAGAGAGCGCCCUCUUCACCCCCACUGAGAGACGCGAGCUGGAGCGAGACGCCCACACCGCCCAGGAGCAUUGCCAGGACCUGCUGGUCAACAUGGAGACAGUGGAGAAGGAUGAGUCUGUGUCUCGGUCCUACCUGUCAGAGCUCCAGAACAUUAAACUGCGUCUGGAGGAGGCUGAGCAAAGGCUGAUGCGUGGCAUUCAGACUCUGCCCCCUAGCAACCUAUCGGGCGACAGCGUCAAUAAUUCUGUUCAAAUUGCAGAGCAUGAGAAGCUGCAGUCGGACCUGGAUGGUCUGCGGACCAGUCUUGGUGAGGUGUCGCGGCGCUGUGUGAGUUUCUUUGAGGAGAAGCCCACCUCCUCCAGUGUUCCCAUGUUGCGCUCUGAACUCAACCUGGCUGUGGAGAAGAUCGACAGACUACACAACCUCUCCUCUGUCUACCUUCACAAGCUGAAGACAGUAGACGUGCUGAUGCAUAGCUUGCAGGCUGUAGAGAGCCAGGUGAAGAGGUACGAGAGCAGGCUGAGUGAGGAGGACAUCGUCCCUGCAGACACCAACGCCAUCCAGGCCCUACGGGAACAACUGGGGAAGUGGCAGUUGGAGCUUGAGGACCAGGAAGGGGUGUUUAGCUCCCUGCAGUCAGAGGUACAGAAGGCCCAGGAGGCAGGGACUCAGCUGAACAAGCUCCACACAGACCGCAGCCCGGAGUUGGAGCGCUACCAGGAGAGAGCCACCCAGCUCACCGAGAGGUGGGCCGGAGUCAAGAGACAGAUGGACACACGGCGAGGGGAGCUAGAAGCCCUGGGCUCGGUCCUGCAGCAGUACAGAGAUGGUCACUUUGCUCUGAUCCACUGGAUAGAGGAGACCACUGAGAGACAGGAGAACAGCCAGCCUGGAAAGACUGACAGCAAAGUCCUGUCUGAACAACUAGCACAACAAACGGCAUUAGUAGCCGAGAUCGAAAAGAACCAGACCAAACUGGACGAAUGCCAAACGCUCUCAAAACAGUACUGCACCUCUGUCAAGGACUACGAGCUGCAGCUGAUGACGUUCAAAGCCUUUGUGGAGUCGACCCAGAAAUCUACUGUGAAGAGGAGGAGGAUGCAUUCUUCAUCAGACGCCAUCACACAGGAGUUCAUGGACUUGCGCACAUGCUACACAGCCCUGGUUACCUUGACGACGCAGCACGUCAAGUACAUCAGUGACGCACUGAGAAGACUAGAGGAAGAAGAGAAAGAGGUGGAGGAGGAGAGGCAGCAGAGGGUAGGCCAGGUGUCAGAGCUGCUGGGCUGGGUCAAGGGCCUCCAGGGCCGAGCAGAGGACCCCUCCGCCGAGUCAUCCAUCGCAGCGCAGGAGGCUGUCAGUGAGCAGUUAGCGGCUAAGAAGGAGGAGGUGGCUAAGGUUAUCAGGAACACCCAAGUCUUCCUGAUGUCUAAACAGGCCAGCAAGUUGUCCCCAGAGGAACGUGCCCAGGUGACCUCCCAGCUGGAUGAGCUGACUGCCACCUACAGCCAGCUGUGUGACAGUUCCACCGCCCAACUGCAACAGCUGGUGCAACAGCAGGCCAAAGAGGAGCAGAGAAAGAGCCAAGCUGCCAUUGGCGGAGUUAUUGACCUGGGCACCAUGGAAACCGUCCCAGUCUUCCAAGCUGCACGGCGUGGCCUCAUAGACAAGGACACCUGCCAUGUCUUAUUGGAGGCCCAGCUCACCAUGGGUGGGCUGUUUCAGCCUGACUCCCCUGUGAGCCUAUCACUGGAAGAGGGCCUCAACUGUGGCCUGAUUGAUAGUCACAUCAGCCAAUCCCUAUCAGAGCUGGAGAGUGCCUUGCAUCUUGUCGACCAGACAGAACAACUGGAGGGCCAGCUCCUCCCAGUGGCUGCAGCCAUGGAGGAGGGCCUUAUCAGAGAGGAGGUGGGGCUGCGUAUCCUGGAGCUGCAAAUAAACACAGGAGGCCUGAGGGAGUUAGGAGGAGGUAGACUAACAUUGAAUAGUGCUGGAGAGAUGGGCCUGCUGACCCCAAGGGUCUACACCAAGCUCGGGUCACGGGUCAAUCGACGGGAGCUCAUUGACCCCAACACAGCCGAGAAACUGAAUCUGGACGAACUGCAGCAGCGCUGCAUCCUCAGCGAUGACACCGGCUUGCAUCUGCUGCCAGUGAAACAGCAGCCAGGAGGCACAGUCUGUCUCCGAUCUGGCAGGAAGGUCGGGAUCUUCCGUGCCGUCCAAGAGGGACUGAUUGACAGGCAAGUUACAGUGAGAUUACUGGAGGCCCAGCUGUUUGCUGGUGGCAUCGCUGACCCCCGUUCUGGGCAUCGUCUGACUGUGAAUGAGGCUGUGCGUCACAAUCUGAUGGACCAGGACCUGGCCUGUGCAAUGCUGACCCGCCAGCUGCAGAGUGGUGGGAUACUAGACCCUGUAACUGGGGAUCGCCUAGGGGUGGACGAAGCCAUCCAGAGGGACCUACUCUCUCCUCGUCUGGCCCUGGUGGUGCUCGAGUCCCUCUGGGCUUUUAUGGGGAUGCUCUGGCCUGAGUCAGGGGAGCUGCUGCCCAUUGCUGAGGCUCUACAACAAGGCGUAAUCUCAGGAGAGCUGGCUCGGAACAUCCUGAGACAACGCCACACAAUAGGUGCCCUCUACCUUCCUGAAACCCCCAAGGUUGUGUCCCUGAAUCAGGCUAAGGAGGUCCUUGAACCCAAAGUGGCUGAGAUUCUGAAGGAGAUUCAGAUCCCAGAUGUGCUACACAAUAUGAACCUGUCAGGCUCCCCUAAACUGAAUCGCCUAAGCUGGGGCUCCACUGGCUCAUCCCCUCCUCCCUCCUCAUCCCCUGCCUCUUCCCCAGGGCUCACCAGUGACCCCUCAUUCCUGGAGGAAAUGGCCCCUGAGGAGCAGGCACAUCACCGCCUGCUUAUACAUUUAAUGACCCACAGCUAUGUGGAUGCCCAUUCUGGCCAGCGCUUUGUGUUGCUUGAGCCUGAGUUGGUGGAACUUGUCAAGGCUGCUGCUGGUCUGAUCAAUGUGGAUCCUGUACCCAGAGUGGUUGAGGAAGGGUUGUGUUUGACUUCAGAAAGACAGGAGUUUAUGGAAGUGGUGCCAGAUGUAAGUUUGGCGCAUAAUCAGCAGACAAGGGAAAUUGGAGAGGUCCAAGAAAAGAGUGCAAUAUUCAGCUUGUCUGAAAAAUAUAUUAAUUCCAGAAAGAUGUUAGAAGAAGCUGAUAGUCAAGGAUGGGAUGGUACACCUGACAUAUUGCAGGCUAAGCAAACUGGAAAAAAUGAGAUAGGACAGGUAGACGUUGAGUCAACCAUGAGAAUAAGUGAGAAGGUAGAUGGAGGUGUACAUAGAGAAGUAAAAGGUGAAAAGGAUGAAAUGGUUCAUUUUGAAAGUGCCCAGCCCUCAGCUGAACUACCGGAAAAGCAAUUAAUUACAGACUCAUAUGAAGAGAGGCUGGUAGAGAUAGAAACAGAGGGAGCAAGAGAGAGUGGUCACAGAAAGACAAAGGAGAAGGACUCACUCGUGGAAGACAUUGACAGUACACUUGUAGAAGCCUCAGAAAUAUACUCAACACCAAUAAAGACAGAGACUCUGAUGCCAACCCAAUCCUUCAAAGAACCUGAUAUCCCACCAUCAGAGACAAAUGAAAAGGAUAGUGUGCUUGUGAGUGUUGGAGUUAAGUAUGCAAAGAAGGAUGCUCAGCGGGUCACAGAGAAGGCCCAACCCCAGGUUAGGAGUUUAGAGGCAGCAGCGGUGAAGAGUGAGGAGGAUGUUGAGCUGGAAAGGUUGGCCUCAGAGCUUCAGCAAGGGGGUCUACUGACUGAAGGAGGGCAGCGGCUUCUCCCAGAUGAAGCCGUGGUUCAGGGGGUCCUCCCUGGACACACUGCAGUCAAGCUGAUGGCCAAGGCAGGUCUUUUCGGAGGUUUCCUGGAUGUCAGUGCAUGCGAAUCCCUGAGCAUGGAGGAUGUGAUGCAGGAGGGUCUGCUUGACGAAGACCUGAUGUGGAGUGUGCUGAAAUCAGAGAAGACCCUGGCAGGGGUAGUGGAUGUAGAGAAGGGGAAGAUUUGUACCCUGAAGGAUGCUGCUCAGGCAGGCCUGAUAGACUCCAAAACGGCUGCUCGGCUCCUGGAGGCCCAGGUGGUCUCAGGGGGAGUGGUUGACCUGCGAAGAGACAAAAAAGUGUCUGUUACCCUGGCAGCCAACCUUGGGCUGAUAGAGGAGGACCAAAGAGAGAAGCUAGUUGCGUUGGAGAAGUCAUACCGUGGAAAAGGCUCAGACCCAGAUGCAUCUCUGACCAAAGCAACAUUGCAGCUGCAAAUGAAGGGGGUUGUAGAUCCCAAAACGAAGUCACCUGUUCCCCUAAAGCAGGCCCUUGAAAGAGGUUUGAUUGGGCAGGAGGAAGUCUAUCAAGCCUUGUCCCAGCAAGUGGCAGAGGGCGGCAUCGUGCACCACAACUCUGGAGUUAGACUGUUAGUUGCUGAUGCUUUGCAGCGAGGUCUGGUAGACCGUGCAAUAGCCCCAGAACUGGGGGAGUUAGAGAGAGCAUGUCAGGGGGAGGUAUCCCUCUCUUCAAACCCAGAUGCUGCCCUCCUCCAGGCAUCCACAGGUGCCAUUUUGGACCCUGAUUUAAAGUGUAGACUUACAUUGACAGAGGCUGUCUCCGAUGGUCUGCUCGAUGAGAGCAUUGCCAAGAAAGCAAUGGUUUCUCCAGGUGUAACAGAAGGUGUUUUGGAUCCACAAAGUGCCCAAAUUGUGCCUUACUCAGACCUUGUAAACCAAGGCAAGAUUGACAUUAAGAGUGGAAAGCGCUUCUUGGAAGUGAAGCCUUUCAAGGGAAUCCAGGAUAAGCAAACAGGUGAAAUCCUGAACCUAGCUAAAGCAAUUGCAUCUCAACAAGUUGAUCCAGUCCCAGCACUCAGAAUGUUGCAAAGCCAGGCAGACACUGGAGGGAUUAUUGAUAUUUCCAAUGGAGCUAGGCUCCCUCUGCCUAAAGCCUCUAAGAAAGGACUGGUGGGAGAACAUAUGGCCAGGCUCAUUGCCACCAACCAGGUUCUGAAAGGGGGCUUGCUUGACCCUUCCACUGGGCAGAGAGUCUCUAGCCUGAAGAAAGCUGUCAAAUAUGGGCUUAUAUCCAGAGAAAUGGCUGCAGAGCUCCAGGACAACCUGGGCUCCAUGGAAAUAGAAUGUGACGAUGAGGAUAGUUCAACACCCGUUGCCUCUUCAAGUGGGACCUAUAGUCCUGCAGUCACAUUAUCAAUAUCCAGUCCAGACAGCCAAACCAAAAUAAUUAUUGAAAGCUCUGAAGUGAUUUCUCCAUCCCCACAUCCAAAAGAGUCAGAAAAGGGGUACCCUUUGAUCACAGAGGACAUUGUGAAGACUCUAGAAGCCGGAACAUUCAAGCAGUCAGGAGCUCUGCAACACCAUGGCUCUGUUCACAUUGAAGAAGAGAUGGAAGAGGAACAGGUCUCAAUAGCCGGGAAGUCAUUGGAAAUUGAGUCAAACCAGUCAGUCAAUUUGUUGGCUCAGUUUGCAAUCAAUGCAGAGAAAAGGCUUCAGCAGGCCCUUCAGGAGAUGGAGACUCCGCAAGAUGUUACUGUUAGACCACCAGAAAAGGGUAACAAAAAUGUGUCUAGAUCAGUUGGUGAAAGUAGUUCAAUCAUGCAGCAGGGGCAGUCUGCUAUGGGCAAAGAACCACAGAUGGAUUCGACAGUGGCCAUUGGCAGAGCAUGUAGGGAUCAAGAGGGCAACAUAGACAUGUCUACCCUAGUUGAGAGAGAUGAAGGGAAGACAAAUGUGGUAGAAGACAGUACUGAGAGAGUGGUGGAGCAAGGUAGAAUGGAUGUUGAGAGGGAUACAAAGAUUGAGGCCAGAGAGAGUGAUGAUCUUGGACAUGCAUCACCCCCUUCUAGGGAGGCCGAAGGUAAGAGCACAAAGAAGAGGAAGAAUAAAAAGAAAGGAAGAGGGAAGGAGGUUGAUAUUGAGCAAAGACCCUCAGAAAAAGCUGAUAUACAGAAAACGGAAAACAAAGACCAGAAUGCACAAUCAGAGGGUAACGGUCAUAAGGGUAAGGAUAAGGGUGUUGAGUUCACUAGAGGUUAUGUUACCCCACAGGAGAAAGAGGAGUCACUUGUGCAAGAUGUUCAGUCUGCACUCAAAGGUGCCAAGGUACAGACUGUAGAGAGGUUUGGCCAUCCAAAGGAUAUUGGCAAAGUAAGGCUAGGUUCUACAGUUCCACCAGGAGCCAUAGAAGAUGCUCUUGAGGUAGAGAGAGAGGGUACAGAGUACAAGGUCUUCGUGGAUCAAAGACCGGUAGAGAAGAACAAAACGUCUAAGAUAUCUAUAGCAUCAGAGAAGGUUGAACCUGUGACAGAGGAGAUACCAUCCAUCCAUGAUCAAGCAGAUUCUGAAGUGACAGUAACGAAGGCUGUUCUCGAAAGCUUAGACAAAAAGUCUAAGAUACCCACAGGAGCAGAAAAGUUUGAACCUGCGACAGAGGAGAGAUCAUCCAUCCAUGAUCGAGUUUCUAAGGAUGAGCAAAAGUGGGAGGUGGAGCAGAUUGUGGAAAAGAGUGAUACAGAUGGGGUGGAGACAGUUUCUCAACAGACUGGACAGCAGGAGCAUAAGGAUAGGAAAGAGGUGGAAUUCACUCCAAAAACCACCCCAGCAGCCAAUGAUAAAGAGGCCCUUUUACUGAAGGCAAAAGAGAGUAUUCAGAGGAAGGUGUUUGGACGUGGUGUUAGUGAGAAGCAAGCUGCAGAGGGGCUAGUGGCACUGCGUCAGGUAGUGGGGAAGAAAGAGAGUUUGGUGACAUCUGUAGAGGAAGUUAAGACUGUGGGGAGUCCUCCUGAGGUUUCACCAGAAGAAAGGGAGGGUAAGGGAAUUGACAAGAAGGAAGAAGGAGAAAGAGAGAAAGUUCUGCCUGACCAUUCUACAAUAACUGUAGCAGCAGAGGAAGUGAGAAAAGCUCUGCCAUACCAGGCUAAAGAAGGAGAGAAAAAGGAGAAAGUUAUAUCAGACCAGUCUACAAUAGAAGAGAAAGGGGAGAAGAUUGAAGAAGGAGAGAAGGAGGGGACAUCUCAAACAGACCAGCUUAAAGAGACCAAGCCGGGAAAGAAGAAUAAGAAGAACAAGAAGUCUAAGAUGUAUAAAGUGGUAGAAAAAGUUGAACCUGCGACAGAGGAGAAACCAUCCAUCCACAAUAGAGCAGAUUCUGAAGUGAUAUCGACACAGGCUGAUGUAGACAGCUCAGUCUCCGGGGAUGAGCAAAAGAUUGAGAAGCAGCAAGACAGUCAAUCAGACAGUGAUGUAACAAGGGUGGCAAGUGGUGGUGAGACUAACAAAAUGGCUGCCUUUACCAAGAGUCCUAGUGGAGUUGACACCAAUCAACAAAGAUCAACCCACACCACUGCACCAUACCAAAUCGAUACACAUCUUGAGGAGAAAAUUAAGGAGGACAUUUCUUUGGGGAGAGAAACUGAUCCACAUGGCAAGAAAAUUGAACAAUUUAGGAUAGGUACACCUGAGAAAGAUGUCCACCCAGACACCCAUCGUGUUAUUGACAUUGUGGAUGCCUCUCCUGAAGCCCUUGUAUCCAUGUCUGGCGCCCAUCUGGUCAAGGCCUCUGUGGCUCCAGGUACCCAGACUGCUAAGCACACAGAGGAAGCUGAUGCACCUCUGGUGAAAGAUACUGAGGAAGACAGGUCUCUGAGCAAACAAACUGAUCCACUUGGCAAGGACAUUGAACAACUAAGAAUUUGUACACCUGAGGAGGCCUCUGUGGCACCUGCUACCCAGCCGGCUAAAACCACUGGCAAAAAGAAGAAGAAGAAAAUGAAACCGCAGCAAGAACAACAGCAGGAGCAGAAACUUAACAGUCCCACUGAAACAGAGUCUAAAGAGGAAAAGUACCUUGAGUCCACAGAAUCAGGACAGUCCUGGUCUGACGAGACCCCACAGUCUGAUAAGAUUGUUGAAUCUGAUACAACAGAGGUACCCGAAUCUGAUACAACUGACAGCUGGAAGGAGGAUGGAGAAAUCAAAGAAUUGGAGAUAAGGAAAGAGAAGAGCCCAGCUAAGAAGGGAAAGUCCUCAUUGCUCCGCCAGGAAUGCCUGGAACGUGACCAGCAAAUUGUGGCUCUUCUCUCUAUGGUGAGACACAUCGAGGUUCGUGUCAAGCAGCAGCAGCAACAGUCGAUUGGUCGCAGCCUCAUUGCCCUUGAUGACAUUAUCAAACAAACAGAUACCUUGGAUCUAGAACUUCGGGAUUUAGAACCCCAGGUCAACAAGGAAGUGGAUGCUGCUGGGCAGCUGCUGGAGCCCCGCCCACAGGAAGUCCCUCCUCAGCUACUAUUGGCCUUGGAGAAGGAUGGGCGAAGCUUAGCUCGAGGUUACAAGGCUGCCAGAGGGGUUUCUGAAAACAUCCUGCAGGGGCUGCGCGCACACAGAGAGGCACAUAAGGAGGCAUUGACUGGAGAACAGAAGUCACUUGGUGGGCGAGUAGAGGAUCUUCUUUCCUGGCUGAAGGAGACUGAGGCACAAAUUACAGGAAUGGAUGGGCAAACCCAGGGCGAGACUCCUGCUCAGCUCACACAACAGCUCCAGCUGUGCAAGGAGUUGCAGUCGUCUCUCUCGGCCCGCUCCAAUGACGUCAACGCGGUGGCCUUUGACAUCCAGGUGUUCAUCUCGGAGCGGGCUCAGGACCUGGCUCCCGAACAGAGCAGGCACCUCCUGGGGCAGCUACAACAGCUCCAGAGGGGCUUCCACCGAGCCGCUGGCCAAGCCCACGCCAAGACCGACGCCCUCGCCGCCCAGAGAGAGAGGGAGGAGGAGAGGCAGCGCAGACACAAAGAGAAAGAAGAGGAGGAGAAGGAGAGAGAAAGAGAGAGACAGAGUGCAAGGGAGAGAGAGGUGGUGCAGCAGCAGAAGGCAGAGUGCUCACAAAAAUUGGAAGGCCUUACGAUGUGGUUGGCUGGAGCUGCCAGCAUGCUGGCCAAUCAAAGAGCGGGAGCAGAGUCAGGUGACGUGAAUGUGCUGCAGCAGAAACAGAGAGAGCUAAAGGAAGUACAGAAGGACCUGCUGACCAGAGGCGAGGGCGUGGCGGAGACCAUCCGCUCGGUGGAGGAGUUCCUGGCGGAGCACGGUGACAGCCUGAGUCCAGAGGAGAGGGCCAACCUCCAGGGGGCACUGUCCCGUAUGAAGGAGCAGUACAGUGCACUGACCGACACGGCCCACUCCUCCCUGGCCCAGCUGGACACGGCCAUCAGCACCACCGUCCAUCAGAACACACAGAGGGCAAAGGCAGUAGAGGAGCUGCAGGAGACUCGGGGCCAGAUGGACUCGCUGCUAGAGGAGCUCUCCUCACUCAACCAGCCUGGGAAGAGAGGGGCUGGCAUGACUGUUACUGACCACCUCUCCUCAUCCUCCUCCACAUCGCCAGAGGGAGGUCUACAAUCACACAGUGACAUGCUCCAGGCGGAGCUCCAGCAGCUCCAGGCCCAGCAGGCCCAGCUGAUGCAGGUGUCCCAGAAUGCUCACUCCCUCCUGGACCAGCCUGACUCGGCCGUGCCAGCCGAGGAGAAACGCCGUCUGCGGGACCAGCUAGACCAGCUCCAGACCCAACACCAGGAGAAGCUGCAGGCUUGCCAGGAGAGGCUGAGGCGCUCGGAGGCCCUUAAGGACGAGCUGGCCAAGUUCCUCCAGGAGCACGGAGGCCUGGGGACCUGGCUGGAACAGAGUGAGGGGGAGCUAUGUUCCCUGGGGGAAGGAGAGACGGACGCACAGGGCCUGAAGGGGAGACUGGAAGAGCACAAGAAGCUGGCGGAGGAUGUGAUCUGCCACAAGGCAGACUUGCGCUUUGUGUCCAUCUCUGGUCACAAGGUGCUGGACUCUGUCCAGGGGGCUCUGGAGAAGGUAGGUGGGUCUGACCCAGCCCUGGAGGAGACCAAACAGCUGGUCACAGACAAGCUACAGGACGCCAACCACCGCUACACCACUCUGCACACCAAGUCGUCAGAUCUGGGCGGGCGUCUGUCGGGUCUGUUGGAACGCUGCCAGCAGUACCAGGACGAGGCUGUGUCGCUCCACACCUGGCUCAGCACCCAGGAACAGAACCAGAGUAUAGCCGGACCCAGCGGAGAGACAGACACACACACACUACAGAACACACUGCGGGCCGUACAGCUGUUGCAGGAUGAGAUGGCUGAGCGGUCAGUCCAGUUGGAGAAGGUGAGGAGGUCAGGCAGAGAGCUGGCCAACACACAGGAGUCCCCCACUCUCAGAGCUGUCGAGAUCAUCAACACUGCAGAUGGUCUGCAGAAGAGGUUCAACUCUCUGUCUGAGUCUGUGUCGGCGCGGGCUGAGCAGCUCCAGACGUCCGUAGCCCAGUCGGUCAGUAUCCAGGAGGGGCUGAAGGGCCUGCUAGCCUGGCUGGACGGCCUGCUGCUGACCCCCGGGCCCAUGCAACCCACCGCCCAGGCUGUCCAGGACGCCCUCACACAGAAUCAGAAACUACGCCAGGAGCUGUUAUCCAGACAGGGCAGUGUGGAGGCCACCUGUGACUCUGUCUCCAAACUGCUCCAGAGCUCAGACGCCUCCACAGCCACCGGUCUCCAGGGGUCACUAGAGAGCCUGAACCAGCGCUAUGCCGCAGCACAGGCCAAGCAGGCCGAGAGGGAGGCUGAGCUCCGGGGUCUCCUGCCCAAGCUGGAGAGCUAUGAGAGACUGAGUACGGACCUGCAGGGUUUCACUCAGACCUGCCUGAGAGCUCUGAGCCCCGCGGGACAGCCUGACCGCAGUAUGGAGGACUAUAGACAGACGAUAGAGGAGGUGAGAGCGGAGCAGGAGCAGGAGGCAGGUCAACUUAAGUCCUUCUGCCAGCUGGGGACAGACCUGAGCCAAGCAAAGGCCCUAACCAGCACACAGACCCUACUGGACAAUGUCAGAGAAGUGUCUGAUGAGUUCGCCCGACUGGAAUCUAACGUCAAUGAAAGGUACAACGCCAUCCAGAGUUGUGAGCAGCAGUUGGGCCAGUUCCGGUCUCUCUCUGGCUCCCUCCUCAGGUGGCUCCAGACAGCGCAGGAGCAGCUGCCUCCCAAAGAGCCCAACCUCAACACAGAGGCCCUGCAGAGGAGAGUGCAGCAGCUCAAGGACUUACUGAGUGACUGGGAGGCCCAGGGGGUUCGGGUUCAGGAGCUGAACAAGACUGGAUCAGAACUGGAGACCCUCAUCAUAAACAUCACAGCCCCCCAGACCAAGACAGGUGUUCCCCAGAUCAAUGGUGCAGGCAGCCCCAGCAGUGUCAAUGGCAUUCACACAUGCAAAGACCUGACAGAGCUGCAGGUGGCGGCGGCAGAGGUGAAUGGUCGUUACAAGGAGCUGGGAGAGGAACUGAAGGCCCGAGAGUGGCGCCAGGAGGCCUCUCUGGAGCUGAGGCAGAAGGCCAGGCAGGGUACCGAGGAGCUCAGCCGCUGGCUGGGAGACCGGGAGAACAGCUUGCACCUGGGCCAGACCGCCGCCUCCCCUUCCAAACCGGAGGUGGUACGCGCCCAGGCCCAGGAGAACAAGGCCUUACUGUCUGAGCUGGCAGAGCAUUCUGGGAAGGUGAAGGAGCUGAAGAGCACCCUGGAGAAGCUGAUAGCAGACAACCCAGACUCCCCAGAGGCAGACACCUGGAGACAACAAAUGAAGGAGAUCGACUCCCGCUGGGCAAAGGCCAAUGAGGCGGCAGUACAGAGGCAGGCAGAACUGGAGACCUGUGCUGAUAGGCUGGGCAGCUUUGCCACAGCAGCCAGUCAGUUGGGGCCGUGGCUCAGAGAGAAGGAGCUGAUGAUGAGUGUGCUGGGACCCCUGAGCAUCGACCCCAACAUGCUGAACACCCAGAAUCAACAAGUGCAGUUCAUGCUGCGUGAGUUUGAGACCCGCCGGCCCCAGUUCGACCAACUCACCCAGGCGGCCGAGGGCAUCCUUUCCCCGUCUGGCGGCAACUCCUCCCCGCAGGAUGCCAAGGACCUAGCGGAGGUCCGGUCCGAGCUGGGCUCUAUCUCGCAGCAGUGGGACGACCUCACUCAACGUCUGUCCCAGCGCUCAACGCACAUCGACCAGGCCCAGGGCACCAGUGAGCGCUACCAUGCCCUGCUGAAGGAUCUCUCGGUCAGCGUGGGGGUGUUAGGCGAGAGGCUGGACAGUCAGGCCUCGCUCAGUGCCCAGCCCGAGGCCCUGAAACGGCGUCUGCAGGAGACAGGUGAGAUCCGCUCUGAGCUGGAGCAGAGGAGGGAAGAGCUGGGUGAAGCGGAAAAGCUGUGCGGAGAGCUGAGCACCAUUGUGGUUGAACCUUACCUGAGAGACGAGCUGAAGAAGAGGCUGGAGAGCGUGAGUGGCCCACUGAGGAGCCUGGAGGAGAGGGCCGCGGACGGUCUAUCCCAGCUCCAAGCCGCUCUCUCCAGCACCCAGCAGUUCCAGCAGAUGUUCAAGGAGCUGCGGAGCUGGCUGGACAACCAGGGUGGUCAAAGAGACUCUACCGCGGACUCCCUCCCCUGCCAGCCAGAGGCUAUCCGGACCUUGCUUGCCCAGCAAGACGAGCUUCAUCGCGGGGUGGCCAGCCAACGUGGUCCCUACGAGCUCAUCCAGGCCGAGGGGGCCUCCCUGCUCUCCUCGCUACCCGCCGGCGGUGAAGAACGAUCAGCCUUACAGUCCCGGCUCGCCACCCUACGCCGGGACUGGGAUGAGCUCAACCAGUGCAUCGCGGAACGCCAGAACCGGCUGAAAUCCGCCCUGACCAAGGCCGAGAGUUACCAGCAGCACCGCGCCGAGCUCACACCCUGGGUGGCGGAGUGCGAGGAGCGGGAGGCUGACAUCCAGCCCUCCCUAGACCCUGUGGCCCUGGACGAGGCCUUGCAGAAGGCCAGGCAGCUGGGGUUGGACCUGGAGCGUCGUCGCCCCCUCCUGGAGGCUUUAAACACUGCGGCCGACCAACUCCUGGAACACUGCCGCGUCGGAGAGGAAGACGUACGCGACGAAAAAGCCCAACUCAACCGUAGAGUCGACGGGCUGGCAGAAAACCUCCAAAACCGUGUUUCCCAACUGGAAGAGCUAGCAGGUCGACUUAAGGAGUUCGAGGACGGCCGGCAGGCGGUGGAGAGGAGGCUGGAGGCGGCGCGGCAUCAGAUCGAGGUGCAGGAGGCGCUGGGCCCACAGGCAUGCAGCAACAAGAGCCUGGAGCGGCUGAGGAGCCAGCAGGAGACGCUGCACUCGCUGCAGCCACAGGUGGCCUACCUGAGGGAUCUGGCCCAGGGGCUGGUGCAGGACGCACCCCACUCAGCAGGGGGCGGCGGAGAGGGAGGACAGAGGCUGGAGCAACUGGCCCGAGACACGGACAGAGAGUUUGAAGACGUCAGCGAAAAGAUUGAACAGUGCUGUUCCACCCUGGAGUCCCGUCUCCAGGGCGUGGGUGAGGUCCAGUCCUCGGUGCGCGACCUCUUCUCCCACCUGGCUGACCUGGACGACGAGCUAGACUCGCUGAGCCCUGUGGGGCGAGACGCCGACUCGCUUGCCUCGCAGGCAGACGCCGUCCACGCCUUCCUAGCUCGCCUGGCCGCGUUGAGGUCGGAGCUUGAAGGUCACGGAGGCGACUGCACCGCCAUGCUCCGGCGAGAGGGGUCGUCUCCCGAUCUCCUCGCCCUGAGGAGAGAGACGGAGGCCCUGAGCCGCCAGGCUGGGAAGCUGGCCGAAAGGGGCCAGGCCAGACUGGGACAGAUCGAGGCGGCUGCCGAGAAGGUGGGAGAGUUCUACGCCCAGGUGGCGGAGCUGCAAGGGCUGCUGGGACGGGCAGAGGAGGGGCUGAACGCGCAGGGCAUGGUGGGGACGGAGGUGGAGACCAUCAAGCAGCAGCUGCACGAGUUCAAGGCGGUGGAGAGGGAGCAGGUGGACAGUAUUCAACCCAAGCUGCAGCGCGUGAACGCGGUGGGCCAGGGCCUGAUCCAGAGUGCAGCCAAACACACAGACACCCAGGCUCUGGAGCACGACCUAGAGACCACCAACCUCAGAUGGAACUCCCUCAACAAGAGGGUUGCAGAGCGCAUUGCUCAGUUGCAGGAAGCCCUGUUGCAUUGUGGGAAGUUCCAGGAUGCCCUGGAGCCUCUUCUGAGCUGGCUGAGUGACACAGAGGAGCUGGUAGCCAAUCAGAAGCCCCCGUCAGCUGAAUACAGAGUGGUCAAGGCCCAGAUCCAGGAACAGAAGCUGUUACAAAGACUACUGGACGACCGCAGAGCCACUUUUCAGAUGAUCCAGGGAGAGGGAGAGAGGAUUGCAGCCACGGCCGAGACUCAGGACCGAGACAAGAUCCAGAAACAGCUGGAGAGUCUGGGAGAGAGAUGGGGCGAGCUGCUGGAGAAGGCCAUGGCAAGGCAGUGCCAGUUGGAGGAGCUGCAGACGCUGGCACUGCAGUUCCACGAGGCGGUGGAGCCUCUAGGAGAGUGGCUGAGUGCCACAGAGAGACGCCUGAGCACCGCCGAGCCCAUGGGAACCCAGACAACUAAGAUCACCCAGCAGAUUACGAAACACAAGGCCGUCGAAGAGGCCGUCUCCUCUAGAGGAGCCGAGGUCGACCGCCUCGAGGCCCUCGGCCAAUCCCUGGCGCCCCUCAGCUGCGCGGCCGACCGUGAUUGGCUGGGGGAGCGCGUGGGGGCGGUGCGGCUAGGCCAUUCGGAGCUCAGUGAUUGGUGCCAACGCAGGGCCGUCAUGCUGGAGCAGGCCUUGGCCAAUGCCCAGCUGUUUGGGGAGGAUGAGGUGGAGGUGCUCAACUGGCUGGCUGAGGUGGGCCAGCGGCUGGGACAGGUGUCGGUGCAGAGCUACCAGCCGGGGGUCCUCACCCAGCAGCACAAGCACACACUGUCUUUGAAUGAAGAGAUCGUGAGCAGGAAGAAGCAGGUUGACCAGGCCAUCAAGAACGGACAGGCCCUGCUCAAGCAAACCACAGGUGAAGAGGUUCUGCUGAUCCAGGAGAAGCUGGACGGUAUCAAGUCUCGCUACGCUGAGAUGACGGCCGGGAGCAGCAAAGCCCUCCGCACACUGGAGCAGGCCCUGCAGCUGAGCACGCGAUUCGCCAGCGCCCACGACGACCUCAACCAAUGGCUGGACAAGGUGGAGGCGGAGCUCAACGUCAUGGAGCCCGACGCCACGCCGGCCUAUCAGGACAGACAGAAGGAGCUGAAGUGUGUAUCAGCGGAGAAACGUCUGGUUUUGGACACGGUCAACGAGGUGGGCAAUGCCCUCUUAGACCUGGUGCCCUGGCGUGCCCGUGAGGGUCUGGACCGCCUGGUGGCUGACGACAACCAGCGCUACCGAACGGCGGACGAGACCAUCACCCAGCGGGUAAAGCUGGUACAGGCUGCCAUCCAGAGGUCACAACAGUAUGAGGAGGCGGUGGACGCGGAGCUGACCUGGACUGGGGAGACUGAGAGGAAGUUAUCCUCCCUAGGUCCUCUGAGUCUGGAGCCUGACGUCACCGUGGCCCAGCUACAGGUCCAGAGGGCCUUCAAUAUCGACAUCAUCCGACACAAAGACACAGUGGACCAGCUACUCAACACCAGGGACGACAUCCUGGAGACCUGCAGCGACCAGCAGAGAGAUGCUCUGGUGGAGAAGACUGACUCACUGUCUGCCCGCUACGAGGCGGUGAGCCAGCAGCACCAGGAGCGUUUCUCAGCCCUGGAGCAGGCCCAGGUCCUGGUGGCCCGUUUCUGGGAGACCCAGGAGGACCUGGAGCCCUGGCUGGGGGAGACGGAGACCCUUAUCGCCCAGCUGCCCCCACCCGCCAUCGACACCGAGGCCCUGCGUCUACAACAGGAACAGAUGAGGCUUCUGAGGGAGUCCAUAUCAGAGCACAAGCCCCACAUCGACAAGCUGCUGAAGAUCGGCCCCCAGCUGGCUGCUCUGAGUCACCAGGAGGGGGCCACGGUGAGGCAGCGCUACAGCGACGCCGAGAAACGCUACGUGGCCAUCAAGGAGGUGGUCAAGGGUCGCGCCACCACCCUGGAUGAGGCCGUGUCUCAGUCUGCACAGCUGGUAGAGUUCCACGACAGGAUGGACCCCCUGUUGGAGACCCUGGAAGGGGCUGUGCAGCGCCUCCGAUCCCCUCCUCCCGUGGCGGCGGAGGUGGAUAAGAUCCGGGAGCAGCUAGCUGAUCACAAGGCAACAGGGCUGGAGCUGGACAAAUUGCUGCCCUCCUUCUCUGCCCUGUGUGCCCGCGGCGAGGAGCUCAUCAGUCGAGCAGCCCACGACGACCCUGCUGCUCAGGCCGUGCGUUCCCGUCUCCUGCGCCUGCGCUCCCUGUGGGAUGAAAUCCGGCAGAGGGCUGAGGAGCGGGAGGGGAAGCUGACAGACGUCUUGGACCUGGCUGGGAAGUUCUGGGCCGACAUGGCGGCACUACUGAGCACGCUCCGUGACUCGCAGGACAUCGUCAAGGAGCUGGAGGACCCCGGGGUGGACCCCUCCCUCAUCAAACAGCAGAUAGAGGCUGCAGAGGCCAUCAAGGCCGAGACAGACGGACUGAGGGAGGAGCUGGAGUUUGUACGAACCCUUGGGGCUGACCUCAUCUUCGCCUGCGGAGAAACAGAGAAACCUGAGGUCAAGAAGACCAUCGACGAGAUGAAUGCCGCCUGGGAAGGCCUGAACCGGACGUGGAGAGAGAGGAUGGAGAGGUUGGAGGAGGCCAUGACGGCUUCUGUGCAGUACCAGGAUGCAUUGCAGAGCAUGUUUGACUACCUGGACAACGCAGUGAUAAAGCUGUGUGAUAUGUCCACUGUGGGCACUGAUCUGGGAACUGUCAAACAGCAGAUCGAAGAACUCAAGCAGUACAAGGUGGAGGUGUACCAGCAGCAGAUAGACAUGGAGAAGCUGUGCCACCAGGGGGAGCUGCUGCUCAAGAAGGUCUCGGACCAGACCGACAGAGACAUGAUCCAGGAGCCCCUUACGGAGCUCCGACACCUCUGGGACAACCUGGGGGACAAGAUCACGCACAGACAGCAUAAGGUGGAGGGUGCUCUCCUGGCACUGGGUCAGUUCCAGCAUGCCUUGUCUGAGCUGCAGUCCUGGCUGAGUCACACCCAUGCCACCCUGGACACACAGAGACCCAUCAACUCUGACCCCAAGGCCAUCGAGAUAGAACUGGCCAAGCACCACGUGCUGAGGAAUGACGUGCUGUCCCAUCGGUCCACGGUGGAGACGGUGAACGCGGCGGGGGCUGAGCUGCUGGAGUCCAGUCCCGGGGACGAGGCCAACCACCUCCGCGGCCAGCUGGACCACCUCAACCGCGGCUGGGAGAACCUGCUACUCAAGACCCAGGACCGACAGAAACUACUGGAGGCCGCACUACACCAGGCGGAGGGUUUCCAUGGUGAGCUGGAGGAGUUCCUGCAGUGGCUGAGGAGGACAGAGAGCCAGCUGUCUGCAGCCAAACCCACAGGUGGCCUGCCUGAGACCGCCCGGGAGCAGCUGCAGCAGCACCUGGAGCUCCAGACCCAGUUGGCCCAGCGCGCUGAGCAGUACAACCGGCUGCUGGACGCGGGAGAGUCCAUGUUGCUUUCCCGCGGGGGGGAGGAGGGUGGCCCCGGAGCUGGUACGACCCAGACCCAACAGAACCUGGCCCUGCUGCAGAACAAGUGGGCCAGCCUGAACACCAAGAUGGACGACCGCAGGGCGAAGCUAGACGAGGCGGUGUCGCUGGCCACAGGGUUCCAGUCCUCCCUCCAGGACACCAUCAACUGGCUGACCCAGGCAGAGCAGACCCUCAACAUGGCCCAGCCCCCCUCCCUCAUCCUGGACACUGUCCUCUUCCAGAUAGAUGAACACAAGGUGUUUGUGAAUGAGGUGAACACCCACAGGGAGCAGGUGCUGGCCCUGGAGAAGGCUGGCUCUCAGCUGCGUUUCGCCAGUCUGAAGCAGGAUGUGGUUCUGAUCAAGAACCUGCUGCUGAGUGUACAGGCCCGCUGGGACAAGCUGGUGCAGAGGUCCCUGGACCGCGGCAGACACCUCGACGAGGCCCGCAAGAGGGCCAAGCAGUUCCAUGAGGCGUGGAGGAAACUGUCUGACUGGCUGGAGGAGGCUGAGAGCCGUCUAGACUCAGAGCUGGAGAUCUCCAACGAGCCAGACAAGAUCAAAGUACAUCUGACCAAACACAAGGAGUUUCAGAAGGCUCUGGGCUCUAAGCAGCCGGUGUAUGACACCACAGUGAGGUCUGGUAAAGCCAUGAGGGACAAGGCCACGCUGCCCGAAGACACCCAGAAACUAGACCACCUACUGGGGGAGGUCAGGGACAAAUGGGACACCGUUUGUGGGAAGAGUGUGGAGAGGCAACACAAGCUGGAGGAGGCCCUGCUGUUCUCAGGUCAGUUUGCUGAGGCCCUGCAGGCCCUGGUGGACUGGCUGUACCGUGUAGAACCCCAGCUGGCUGAAGAUUUGCCUGUCCAUGGAGACCUGGACCUGGUCUCCAACCUCAUGGACUCUCACAAGGCCUUCCAAAAGGAGUUGGGGAAGAGGACCACUAGUGUCCACGCCCUGAAGCGCUCAGCCAGAGAACUGAUGGAGACGGGCCGCGACGACACCGCCUGGGUCAAAGUUCAACUGCAAGAGCUCAGCAACCGCUGGGACACAGUCUGUGCCCUGUCCGUCACCAAGCAGACCCGCCUCCAGCAGGCCCUCAAACAGGCGGAGGAGUUCCGCACGGCGGUGCAGCUGCUUCUGGAAUGGCUGUCAGAGGCAGAGCAGACGCUGCGUUUCCGUGGGGUGCUGCCCGAGGAGGCGGAGACUCUGCAGACGCUGCUCCACACCCACCGGAACUUCAUGGCCACGGUGGAGGAGAAGAGGACAGACGUGAACCAGGCAGCGGGCCAGGGCGAGGCCAUCCUCACCGCGUGCCACGCCGACUGUAUCACCACCAUCAAACACUGGAUUACCAUCAUCCGAGCCCGCUUCGAAGAGGUCCUCACAUGGGCCAAACAGCACGAGCAGCGUCUGGAGACGGCUCUGACAGAGCUACUCAACAACGCCACUCUAUUGGAGGAGUUGUUGUCAUGGCUGCAGUGGGCGGAGACCACCCUAGUCCAGCGUGACGGAGAGACUCUUCCACAGGACAUCCCUCAGCUCAAAACACUCAUCACAGAACACCAGGUGUUUAUGGAGGAGAUGACCCGGAAACAGCCUGACGUGGACAAAGUGACCAAGACUUACAAGAGGAAACCAGCAGAGCCCCCUAGCAGCCUAGCUGAGAGGAGAGGAGCUCGUAAAAACCAGCAGCAACAACAGCAUCAACAACAGGCGGCGAUGCAGAUCGCCGGGGGCAACCCCCGCCUGACCCAGCUAUGCUCAAGGUGGCAGCAGGUGUGGCUGCUUGCCCUUGACCGCCAACGCAAGCUCAACGACGCCCUCGACAGGCUUGAAGAGCUGAAAGAGUUUGCCAACUUCGACUUUGACGUGUGGAGGAAGAAGUACAUGCGCUGGAUGAACCACAAGAAGUCGCGCGUCAUGGACUUCUUCAGGCGCAUCGACAAGGACCAGGACGGCAAGAUCACUCGCCAGGAGUUCAUCGACGGCAUCCUGGCCUCAAAGUUCCCCACCAGCAGGUUGGAGAUGACGGCGGUGGCAGACAUCUUUGACCAGGACGGAGACGGUUACAUCGACUACUACGAGUUUGUGGCGGCGCUGCACCCUAACAAGGACGCCUACCGGCCCACCACCGACGCUGACAAGAUAGAAGAUGAGGUGACCAGACAGGUGGCACAGUGUAAAUGUACCAAGAGGUUCCAGGUAGAGCAGAUAGGAGAGAACAAGUACAGAUUCUUCCUUGGAAACCAGUUUGGUGACUCUCAGCAGUUGCGGUUGGUGCGUAUCCUGCGCAGUACGGUCAUGGUGCGGGUCGGAGGGGGCUGGAUGGCCCUGGACGAGUUCCUGGUCAAGAACGAUCCCUGCAGAGUGCAACAUCCUGGACUUAAGAUCCUUCGCUCCGACUCCAGUAGCACCAUUUCAUCUCGUAUAGCCCGAGGCCGUACCAACCUGGAGCUGCGUGAGAAGUUCAUCCUACCGGAGGGGGCUUCCCAGGGCCUGGCGGCCUUCCGCUCCCGGGGCCGGCGCUCCAAACCCGGCUCCCGCACGGCCUCGCCCACCCGUUCCUCCUCCUCGGCCUCGCACAGCGCACAUAGCUGCGCCUCCCUGCCCUCUGCUCCUGCCACCCCCACGGCCUCCUCUAGAUCCUCAAACUCGCGUGGCUAUGCCAAGCCCUGGCUGGCACACAGUAAAACUCCAACGCCUACCAAGUGCCAGUCCUGCCCAGACCACGGCCACACCACCCAUGGGCAUGAGGGGGCAGCGUCGGGGUCCAAGCUGAAGAGGCCCACCUUCCACUCCAGCCGAGGGUCUCUGACUGGAGAGAAUGGAGGAGCUACACCCACUUCUACUAAACCUGGACGCAACGACCCCAGGCGUACCCCAUCGGGGGCCAGUGGUGCUGCCAGCCGGGCGGGCAGCAGAGCAGGCAGCAGGGCCAGCAGCAGGCGGGGUAGCGACGCUUCGGACGCCUCAGAGCUCCUGGAGACGCACUCGGCCUGCUCAGACACCUCAGACACCCCCCGGCGACCAGGAGCGGCCAAGCCCUCCAAGAUCCCUACCAUCUCCAAGAAGGCCCCCAGCCCCAAGACACCCUCUUCUGGGAAGAAAUAGUGAAGGAAACGUCAAAAAGACGUCAUAAAAACGUCACACAUCCAACUACAGAGACGUCAACAUAAAUACGUCAUAAGGCUGGUUUGACUCCAAAGGCUCCCCCAGACCCCCAAACACCAGCCAGGAUGAAAUGGAGAGGAAGAUGUCCAGACUAUAAAAUGAGAUCAAGUAGAACGGACCGUCUCCCAUUCAAAGAGACGCUCUAUAGUGGACAGACUACUGGCGGCCAUAUUGGGUGUCACAUUUGAUCCAAACGUCCAUCCAUAGGGCUUGCAUGGGAUUCAUGCACCAAGACUACUGUACGGCGGGCAGGUAGAGAGGGGGAUAGAUAAGGGAAGAAAUCUCUUUCUCUCUUUCCCUCCCUCGUACACACACUCAAAUACACUAACUGGGGGCGUCGAGGCCCGGGUUUGUGCACUUAGACAGGGGUGAAAUGGAACAGAACUUUCCCCUUUAAAACCCAGGUCCCAGUUUUCCUUCCAGUCUCCUGUGCGCUCUCUCUCGUAACGGGAUUGUGCCAACCAACCAACAUGAUGCUGCCUUAUUUGUGUUGUACAUUUCUGUCGUUACUUUUACCUAAUCUGAGUUCUACAGAGCGUUAAGUAGGGCCUUGUAACUACUUUGUGUAUGUACACACUGACAAACAACUGAAAUACACACACACACACACACACAUUGAGGGGAGAGAUGAAAUCACUCAGAACUUGCUAGAGAAUGGCAUUCAGAAGAACUGGAUUGUGGGUAUUGUGGAAAUUGUUUCUCACCAUGAGUUAAACAGAAAAUAUCCAAUGACUGCCAUCUUGUUUUUUCCUUUCCUGGACUGGGAAGUGAAGAGGAAUGACACUUCAGCAUGUCUGUGGGUCGGGAACAACCAGACUAGCGUGGACUUAUGUUCAGUGUGUGGGUGGCCCCACUCGGACCACUUCCUGCACUGAGCUGACUGCCUAAACCUCAUGCCUAGGAGACUGUGGAAGUGGUGGGAAACACACAUAUACACUGCGAUGUCCUCACAAACCACUGCAACAAUCAAAGUGUGUUUGAAGGUGUGUAUGAGAGUGUGUGUUUGAUGGAAUGGAGGGUUUGUCACAUUGUCCUAUAGUCUGAAACUACUGUGUUUCUGAGAAAAAAGCACUAAAAUUGAAAGAGUACUUCUUGGUGGGACCCCACUAACAGCAAAAACGUGACAAAAUGUAUAACAAUGAAGUGGCUUGUAAGGACACGUACAAUUUAAACUACGCUUAUUCCAGAUUAGAGAUUGAAGACCAGCGCACACUGACAGUCUGUAUCGCUGUAAUUCCGCUUCGCCCCUCUCCCCUCCAUUGCCGCUGGAAACCCCAGAGCGGCAAACACAAAUGUUUGUAUACGCGUGUCGUCGUCACGUGAUACAGAAAUCAGAGGUUUCUACUUCUUCAUAACAUUACUCAACUAGGAAGCUGACUGAUAACCCAUGGCAGCCUUUUUUGCUAAUGACUACAACUCCCAGAUCAUGACCAAAGGGGGUUGCCCUUAUUGUGUUGAUAAGAAACUGAGAGAACCCCCAGUAUCCCGCCUUAUAGGCGUUUGAAUUGUCAUGUCUUUGAUGGCUGCAAAUGUCCUCCCCUGUAUCUUGACGUGAGAGCUGAAGUAUAUGAAAACCUAAUGACCGCAAAUUACAUCUUAAGGUGAUUUUUAUUUAUUUAUUGUCUCUUUGGGGGUGGGGAUCUGGGCGCAGCAGAGGAACUCACCUUUUGAUGCUGUGUUAUUCACAGUGUGAUGAAGAGAAAAUAUGGAGGGGGGGGUUGUUAGAAGUCAAUUGUGUAUAAUAAAAAUAUAAGAUUAUAAACCUUUUUUGUUCUCUUUUUGUAUUAAAAAUAUGCUUGCAGUAAACAA